Molecule: messenger RNA, 5106 nt
Organism: Topomyia yanbarensis
Lineage: Eukaryota; Metazoa; Arthropoda; Insecta; Diptera; Culicidae
Exons: 1
Coding region: 1-5106 (1701 amino acids)
Biological process (GO): DNA integration
Molecular function (GO): nucleic acid binding
Source: RefSeq, a predicted model, not a curated record
AUGACUGAGUGUUCCAGUGAGGAGGAGGUAUACGACGAAGAGCCUCGCAGGUCGGCGUCCAUAAAUGCGGGACCAACAAGGGCCCAACUAGCCGCCAGGCAAGUCAUCUCAAAAAAGCUUCCCAAUUUUAGCGGAAAUCCGGAAGAAUGGCCGAUGUUUGUCAGCAGUUUUAUGAACGCGAACGAAGCCUGUGGAUUUUCCAACGUUGAAAAUCUUAUUCGACUUCAAGAAAGCCUUCGGGGCCCCGCGUUAGAAGCUGUCCGGAGCAGAUUAUUGUUACCAGAAGCGGUUCCCAAGGUUAUGAAGACGCUUCAACUACUUUACGGUAGGCCCGAACAACUUCUACAUACCUUGUUGUUAAAAGUCAGAAAAGCCGAAAAUCCAAAACUUGAUCGCUUGAAUACGUUUAUACAAUUUGGUCUAGUGGUCCAACAACUUUGCGAUCAUUUGGAGGCAGCGGCGCUUAGAGAUCAUCUGGUCAAUCCCAUGCUAUUACAGGAACUUAUCGAUAAGCUACCAUCGCAGACGAAGUUGGAAUGGGUUCGUUACAAGCGAAAUCAGAGAAGUGUUACGUUGCGAACGUUAUCAGAUUUUUUGUCCCAGAUAGUGUCAGAGGCCAGUGAGGUGACUCUGUUUUCGGAAGCGUUUCAUCAACCAAGUAGAGUUCCGAAGGACAACAGUAGAACUAAGAGAUUUGACCCUGAAGGUUUCUUGAACGCUCCCAGUGAGGCGGAAAAUGCUUCUCAAGAUUUCGAGCCACACGAUUAUGAUCAAUUCGGAAGAGGAAACCGCCAAAAACCCUGCAAAAUCUGCAACCGCACAGAUCAUAAAGUUCGGUACUGUGAGGAGUUCACACGACUACCAUUGAAUGAGCGUCUGCAAGCUGUAAGGCAAUGGAAAUUAUGUCAUAUUUGUUUGAAUGAUCACGGCCAAGCUCCAUGCAAGUUUAAAACACGUUGCAAUGUAGGAAAUUGCCGGGAAAAGCAUAACGCUCUCAUACAUCAGGAUGGUAUCGAAAGAAUGGCGGAUUGUAAUAUUCAUAGCACGAUGUCUUCUCAACCGAUAAUUUUCCGCAUGGUUCCGGUAGUUCUUAGAAGUGGACAACGUACGGUACAAGUGAUGGCCUUUUUGGACGAAGGCUCAUCUUAUUCGUUGGUAGAACGUACUUUAUCUGAUCAGCUUAAAGCCGAAGGAGCAUGGCAGCCAAUUCGAGUAAGAUGGACAGCAGGAAUGUCAAGAAUGGAGAAGAAUUCUCGAUGCAUACACUUAUCGAUUUCUGGAACAACCUCCAGCGAGAGUUUUGAUCUAAAAGACGUCCACACAGUCGAAAAGUUGCAACUACCACAUCAGAGUUUGCGCUUUGUCGACGUUGCUGCUCGGUAUGAACAUCUGCAGGGACUGCCAGUCGCAGACUACCAACAUGGCGCACCUCAAAUACUGAUAGGACUGAAACACCUACACGUAUACGCCCCUAUUGACUCGCGGGUUGGAAAUCCAGGGGAGCCGAUUGCCGUUAAAACUAAAUUGGGCUGGACGGUCUAUGGCCCACAGGACGAAGGGGAGUCACACAAAAUUUUCAGUGCUCACCACACUUGUGAACUACCUUCUAAUCAGGAGCUGCAUGAUCUUCUACGAAGUCAUUAUGCUGUGGAGGAAACUGGUAUUGCGGUAACCGUCUUACUCGAAUCCGGAGAAGAGCGCCGGGCAAGAGAAAUACUCGAGAAAACCACUGUGCGCACGGGUGAUCGAUUUGUAACUGGGUUAUUAUGGAGACAAGAUGAUGUUGCUUUCCCGGAUAGUUUCCCAAUGGCACUGAAAAGGCUGAAGUCUCUAGAAAGGAAAUUAUCUAAGGACCCGGCGCUGGAAACAAAUGUUAAACAACAGAUAAGCGAGUACACAGCAAAGGGAUAUGCUCACAAAGCCACAGAUGAUGAGCUUCAAAAAAUCGAUUCAUCAAAAGUAUGGUAUCUACCAAUUAAUGUUGUGCUGAAUCCAAAGAAGCCAGGAAAAAUUAGACUAGUAUGGGAUGCAUCAGCGUCGGUGAGAGGUGUUUCAUUAAAUUCCUUGCUGCUAAAAGGGCCCGAUUUGCUCACUUGUCUACCAACUGUGAUCAGCCGGUUCCGGGAGCGACGAGUUGGAUUCGGUGGAGACAUCAAGGAGAUGUACCACCAGCUUCGAAUAAGAUACGAGGAUCAACAUGCUCAGCGGUUCCUAUUUCGCUCGAACCCUCAAGCACCACCAGAUGUUUACGUGAUGCAAGUAGCCACCUUUGGAUCCACAUGCUCUCCGUGUUCGGCACAAUUUAUAAAAAAUUUAAACGCUGCUGAAUACGCAGGAAUAUAUCCAGACGCAGCUGAGGCUAUUAUCGACAAACAUUAUGUCGACGAUUAUUUCGACAGCACGGAUACCAUCGAGGAAGCAGUGACGCGGGCGAAACAGGUUAGGUACGUGCACUCGAAGGCGGGUUUCACCAUGCGAAAUUGGCUUUCGAACGAAACGGACUUGCUGAGACAGCUAGGCGAACCAGAAGGUGGCGAACAAAUCCAUUUUCAUCGCGACAAGCAAACUGAUCACGAACGUGUACUAGGCAUCGUUUGGGAUCCUCAGGAUGACGUGUUUAUGUUCUCUACGGAGUUGCGCAAGGAACUACAACCAUUUGUGUACGGUGAUAGACGACCGACUAAACGAGCAGUACUAAGCAUUGUAAUGAGUAUGUUUGAUCCUCUCGGACUUCUAGCUGCAUUUACGGUGUUCGGAAAAAUGAUAAUUCAAGAUUUGUGGCGCUUGGGAUGUGACUGGGAUGAAGAAAUCAAUGACCAAUCGUACCGGAAAUGGACUCAGUGGCUAGCACUACUCCCUAUAGUUGAAGGCAUAAAGAUACCUCGUUUUUAUUUUAAAGAUAUUCUUCCGUUGGUGCCAAACGCCCUUCAAUUGCACAUUUUCGUAGACGCUAGUGAGUCUGCAUACGGUUGCGUAGCGUUUUUAAGAACCAUGACUCCAAAUGGACCCCACAGUGUUUUGGUCAUGGCUAAGACUAAAGUUGCUCCUCUUAAACAACUUACCAUUCCUCGACUGGAACUUCAGGCAGCCGUCCUUGGCUCACGUUUGUUUAAAACAAUCAAGGAAAGUCAUACAGUGGAAAUAAAGCAAUGCUUCAUGUGGACUGAUUCAUCAACAGUGCUUUCGUGGAUACAGUCUGAUCAACGUAAAUAUAAGCAGUUUGUCGCGUUCAGGAUAGGCGAAAUCCUUACUACAACAAAUUUGGAUGACUGGCGCUGGCUUCCAACAAAAUAUAACAUAGCUGACGUCGUUACAAAAUGGGGAAGUGGUCCUCAGCUUGAAUCCAACAGUGCCUGGUUCAAGGGACCAAGCAUUCUCAACGAGGCAGACGAUGAUUGGCCGGCGUCAAGAUUGCCACCGGCAGGAGUUAAUGAAGAGAUGCGACCAUACUUUUUCCAUCAUGAUAUCGAGUUUCCUCAAUCGUUGAUAGAUCCCACCAGGAUAUCCCGCUGGAAUGUUUUAGUGAGAACAAUCGCUUGCGUGCUUCGCUUCGUAGCCAACUGCAGAAGGAAAGUGAAGAAGUUACCAAUUGUGGCAUUAACACCAACACCAAAAGUAAGAAAACUUAUCCGUAGGGAGAUACCAGCCAUUAGGACGGGUUUGAAGCAGGAAGAAUACAAACAUGCUGAGGAAAUUCUAUUUGGUAUAGCUCAACGUGAUGCAUUUCCGGAUGAACUUAAGAUACUAGUUAAAAAUCAAGAUCUGUCGACAACAAAACGUCUUAAAUUAGAGAAAGACAGCCCGUUGGCGAAACUUUCUCCGAUUUUAAUCGACUCGAAUAUAAUUAGGAUGGAAGGAAGAACUGCAAAGGCUGAAUUUCUGCCUUUUGAAAUGCGAUUUCCAGUAAUUCUUCCCAACGGGCACCCUAUAUCUCAAAAGUUGAUAGAGCACUACCAUUGCAAAUUUGGUCACGGUAACCGCGAAACUGUGGCUAAUGAAGUUCGACAACGUUUCUGUAUACCGCACCUCCGAGCUGCCAUUAAAAAGGUAAUGAAGAGUUCGGUUUGGUGUAAGGUACGUAACUGUAAACCCGUGACUCCGAAAAUGGCUCCGCUUCCAAUACAACGCUUAACACCAUUCCGAAGGCCAUUCAGUUUUGUUGGGCUGGACUAUCUAGGACCUCUGCAUGUGACCGUUGGAAGAAGAACAGAAAAACGAUGGGUAGCUCUGUUUACCUGUUUAACUACCAGGGCAGUUCACCUAGAAGUUGCAUACAGCUUGACUACAGAAGCGUGUGUGAUGGCAUUCCGACGUUUUGUCUGCCGUAGAGGAUUCCCCUCUGAAGUUUUCUCUGAUAACGGCACGAAUUUAGUGGGUGCCAGCAAAGAGAUAUGCCGUCACGUGCUACAAAUUCAGACCGGUUGUGCUGAAGUCUUCACCGAUGCCAGAACCCGCUGGAACUUUAACCCACCAGCCGCACCUCACAUGGGUGGAUGUUGGGAAAGGCUGGUAAGAUCUGUAAAAGAAGCGCUGAAAGUUUUCGAUGACGGUAGACGACUAACAGAUGAAGUUCUUCUUACGACAAUCACAGAAGCAGAGGAUAUAAUAAACUCACGUCCUUUGACAUACAUUCCUCAAGAGUCAGCUGAAUUUGCUUCAAUUACCCCGAAUCAUUUUUUGCGCGGUUUUCCAUCUGAAAUACACAUCGCCGUUCCUCCGCCAACGUGUGAAGCUGAGGCACUUCGCGAUGACUACAAACGAUCCCAACGUCUAGCAGAUUUACUAUGGUCAAGGUGGAUAAAAGAAUAUCUUCCAAGCAUUAACCAUCGGACAAAAUGGCAUGACGAGCAAGUACCAAUCGAAAUAGGUGAUCUGGUGUAUUUGGUAGACGAGAACAACAGAAGAGCUUGGACACGAGGCAUUGUCGAAGAACUGAUAUUCGGAAAGGAUGGACGUGUUCGACAAGUCAUGGUUAAAACACGUAGGGGAAUCUUUAGGCGACCGGUAUCGAAGCUAGCGGUGCUAGAAAUAAGGAGUAAAUUUGUCCAGUCUAUGGACUUGACCAAUCAUUACGGGUUGGGGGUUGUUGGCACCGCUGGGCAGUAG